Molecule: messenger RNA, 1130 nt
Organism: Malaya genurostris
Lineage: Eukaryota; Metazoa; Arthropoda; Insecta; Diptera; Culicidae
Product: perlucin-like protein
Exons: 1
Coding region: 21-494 (157 amino acids)
Biological process (GO): biological process involved in interspecies interaction between organisms
Cellular component (GO): external side of plasma membrane
Molecular function (GO): carbohydrate binding
Source: RefSeq, a predicted model, not a curated record
UGUUAGUCUAGGCAAUCACCAUGCAGUUUCUGUUUAGCUUCAAAUUUUUACACUCAAUACUUUGGAUUCAACUAGCCUGCUCCUUAAAACCUCUGGAUAUCAACAAAUACGUUAUCAUCAACGAUAACGCAACAUUUUUCGAAGCUUGGAGAGGAUGUCAAUACUAUGGGCAACGAUUGGCAUCGAUCACUUCACAAGAAGAUAGUGAACUGGUGGCCCAGGUGAUCAAUUCAACCACAACGACCAACUCUACAUACUGGGUUGCCGGAACGGACAUCGGUAUGGAAGGUAAGUGGAUCUGGAUCACCAGCAACGAGCUGGUGGUCAAGUUCAGCCACUGGGGUCAUAUCAGUCCGGACAAUUCCAACGUGCAGGACUGCAUGACUGUCGGCCAUUUUCCGGAGGACCGAACGCUGUGGGAUGACGUAGAUUGUGAAACACCAAACUACUACAUCUGCGAAAGAUUACGCCCGAAACCGGUUGACAAACAAUGAUUUUCGGUUAGAUGUCCAGAGGUCAAUCGACAGUUAUAAUAAAUUCUGAUACGGUUUGUUAUUUUUGACAGAAACGAAAACUGUUCAUAAAUUCAGAAAUAAAUCUGAUUUUAAAGAGUGAAAACUCUACGCGGUAUUAUUUCAUUUCAUUUGUUGCUCAGCGAUACGUACAGUUUUGUUCAAAAUAAUAGCAGAGGUUAUUUCUAAACGAAAUAUUCGUCAGGAUUCAAAACCUAACAUUUCAUUCGAAACUAUUCGAUAGUGAUUAUUUCAGGUAUCUUUCAACAAUGUUUUGUAUGUGUUUUGUUUUUGAAAGUCAAAUGAAAUUUCCAUUAGUAUCAAAAUGUCACUUAGUUAUUCAAUUCACAAUUGCUCAAAAAAAGCAGUAUUAGAGUUUACAGGGUCCGGCACUCGAAGUGUAACCAAUUAAAAAGGCCAUAAAUUCAGUUUGGAAAAUUACUUUUACUUAAUUCAAAGUACAAAAUGUGUAAAAAUAAUACAAAAUUCAGAAUCAAUUCACUUUUGCUCGAUAUGACCACCUUUUGCCUUGACUAUGGCCUUGAGACGGUCAAAAAACGAAUCGCAAGCUGCCGAAUGUGACUUGCAGGUAUUUAGGCCCACUCGCGGACAAUAACU